GGAGCCAAGCAGCCAGCCAAGCCAACGACCAUCCUCGCCCUGACCACGCGGCGUACGUUUCCUCCCACGCGUGUCUUCUGCAAGAUUUGAUCGGUUGCCCGAAGCGGGGCCGCGCAUGCCCCCUAUAAUAAACCCCCCCCGCCAUCCUCGCCCCGACUGACCGCAGGAGAAGCUCCCGUUCGUCUCUGGCUUGAUCGAUUGAGACCGUUCGGUUUGGUUUGUCGAUCGAUGGAGCGCAAGAGCUCGUUCGGCGCGUCGUGGGCGGACCAGUGGGACUACGGCAGCGACCCGGCCCCGCGGGCCGCCGGCGCCGGCGGCAAGAAGCAGGGCGGCGGGGUGGAGAAGACCAAGGCGGCCGCGGCCACGGGGCUGAAGAAGGUGAAGGAGGGCACCGCGCACGGGUUCCAGUGGAUCAAGGGCAAGGUCCAGAAGAAGAAGCAGGGCGCCGCCGGCGCCGGCGACGACGCGGCUGCCGGGUAUUAGGCCAGCCUGGCAGCCUCGAUUAUUGAUCCCUGGCGCAUGGAUGGAUGGAUGGAUGGAUGGCCGAUCGACGGAUCGGCCGAUCUGUUGGUUUCUUGCGUAGUUCAAUUGGUUUUGUACAUAUAGUUUUGCCAUCCAUGUAGAUCAUCGAUCGUUUAGAUCUCUGCUUAUUGAUUGGUUCUUUCUCCUG
Messenger RNA from Hordeum vulgare subsp. vulgare (domesticated barley), 670 nucleotides. RefSeq lists its product as uncharacterized. NCBI's taxonomy places the organism in Eukaryota, Viridiplantae, Streptophyta, Magnoliopsida, Poales, Poaceae. The record is from RefSeq and is a predicted model, not a curated record. The transcript has a single exon. Bases 229 to 483 code for a protein of 84 amino acids.